This is a messenger RNA of Daphnia pulicaria, 564 nucleotides long. RefSeq lists its product as uncharacterized. Lineage: Eukaryota; Metazoa; Arthropoda; Branchiopoda; Diplostraca; Daphniidae. The record is from RefSeq and is a predicted model, not a curated record. The transcript has 3 exons. The coding region runs from base 187 to 564 and encodes 125 amino acids.
ACAGGUAAAAAACCAUGCCGUCUAACGUCAGAAAGAAGAAACGUUUAAAAAAAGUAACAUGAAAACAAUGUCCGCUCUAGCUCGGUGACACUAAAUUGAAAGAACUAACAAACAAAGGUAACAAAUAAUUCUCAUACUCACGUAAUAUUCACCCUGUCAAAUUUCACCAAAAAGCCACCACGCAGCAUGACACAUCACGACAGACGAAAUCCUCAAGGUGAUAAUAGACGCCAGUUCAACUUCUACACUGAGGAAAAGGCACUCAAGGCGGUGAUAUUCGUUUAUGUACCUUGUCUGCAAGUGAUUCCCGACGUUUCAGCACCUAGGCAACAGUGCUUGGACAGUGGAUUGCUGAAAGGAAAAACACCUAGUUGGUUACAUACUACAAGGCAACAGCAAAUCAGACAAACGAGACAGCAAUCAAUUCACAACCGUCACAACUGUCAACUGUGUUUAUUUAUCCUAGAGAAUCCAACAAGUGCGAUCGUACGUAAUCUAACAGCAGGAUCCAUUGUUAAAAUGGAAAUUUACGUGUCGCAGUUCAGUAGCCAAAAGAAUAAAUAA